This is a messenger RNA of Brassica oleracea var. oleracea, 1668 nucleotides long. Its product is annotated as putative UDP-arabinose 4-epimerase 2. Gene Ontology annotation, molecular function: UDP-glucose 4-epimerase activity. Gene Ontology annotation, cellular component: cytosol. The transcript is spliced from 9 exons. Gene Ontology annotation, biological process: beta-D-galactose catabolic process via UDP-galactose, Leloir pathway. The record is from RefSeq and is a predicted model, not a curated record. Lineage: Eukaryota; Viridiplantae; Streptophyta; Magnoliopsida; Brassicales; Brassicaceae. The coding region runs from base 293 to 1564 and encodes 423 amino acids.
UGUCGGUUCUCACAGCUGCCGGAGCUUCCGUGUUCCAAUCACCGCGUCUCUUACUAUAUCUGUUGCAACCUCAUUCGCUCCUCCCUGUUCUCUUCUCUCAAAAUAAAGUAACCAAUUUUGAAUUAAAUUAUUAGAUCUCUUGUCAUGUGUUCCCUUGGCUCGCUUUCACCGUAAAGGCGCCAUUACUACUAACAGCACCUCACCUUUCUAAAGAGAACCCACAAAAAAAAAUCAAGGCUUUAUCUCUCUCUCUAUCAACUGAACUAAAAACCUUCUGCUUUCGGAAUCAAAAAUGCUGAAUCUUGGUAGAGCAAGAAUCCAAGGCAGGCAAAACAGAUCCAUGUCUUUUGAAGGAUCAGAUUACGCAGACCAGAAGAAGAACAAUGAUCACACGGGGAAGAAUGUUUUGGUUAUUUCCCUAACAGCAAUGUGCAUUUUAGUGCUCAAGCAAUCUCCAACUUUCGAUACCCCAAGCGUGUUCUCUCAACAUGAGCCUGGAGUUACCCACGUUCUAGUCACUGGUGGUGCAGGAUACAUCGGAUCACACGCAGCUUUACGCCUUCUCAAAGACUCAUACCGUGUAACCAUCGUGGACAAUCUAUCACGUGGCAACCUCGGUGCAGUCAAGAUACUGCAGCAGCUGUUUCCUGAACCUGGAAGGCUUCAGUUCAUUUACGCUGAUCUUGGAGAUGCACAUGCUGUUAACAAAAUAUUCUCAGAGAAUGCAUUUGACGCUGUGAUGCACUUCGCAGCUGUUGCUUAUGUUGGAGAAAGCACACAGUUUCCUCUCAAGUAUUACCACAACAUCACUUCAAACACAUUAGUGGUUUUAGAGACCAUGGCUGCUCAUGGUGUGAAGACUUUGAUAUAUUCGAGCACAUGUGCUACUUAUGGAGAGCCUGAGAAGAUGCCAAUAACAGAGGAAACUCGUCAGGUUCCUAUCAAUCCAUAUGGAAAGGCUAAGAAAAUGGCAGAAGAUAUCAUCUUGGACUUCUCCAAAAACUCCAAUAUGGCUGUUAUGAUCCUUAGAUAUUUCAAUGUGAUUGGGUCUGAUCCUGAGGGAAGACUUGGUGAAGCUCCAAGACCAGAACUCAGAGAGCAUGGAAGGAUCUCUGGUGCUUGCUUUGAUGCUGCACGAGGCAUCAUUCCCGGUCUACAGAUUAAGGGAACAGACUACAAGACCCUUGAUGGGACUUGUGUACGUGACUACAUAGAUGUCACAGACCUUGUUGAUGCUCAUGUUAAAGCUCUUGAAAAGGCGACACCUAGCAGAGUUGGAAUCUUUAAUGUUGGUACCGGGAAAGGUAGCUCGGUGAAGGAGUUUGUGGAAGCCUGCAAGAAGGCCACAGGGGUUGAUAUAAAGGUCGAUUACUUGGAGAGACGGGCAGGAGAUUACGCAGAGGUUUACAGCGAUCCAAGAAAGAUUAGAGAGGAGCUGAACUGGACAGCUAAGCACACAAAUCUUAAAGUGAGUUUGGAGACUGCAUGGAGAUGGCAAAAGCUUCACCGCAAUGGCUAUGAAUCUUCUUCUUUUUCUUCUUACUCCUUGUUCUCUGCUUACUGACCUUUCUCUGUAUUGGUCUGUGGUGAUUGCUCUUCUAGGACUCCUUUCACUGGUCGAUGAUAGCUAGAGAUUAGAGUCUUGGUUCUAGAUGGUAGUGGAGGGAG